Messenger RNA from Diversispora eburnea, 465 nucleotides. NCBI's taxonomy places the organism in Eukaryota, Fungi, Glomeromycota, Glomeromycetes, Diversisporales, Diversisporaceae. The record is from the annotation of a GenBank genome assembly.
AUGGCCGACCCAGUUUGGAUUUCUCUUAACUUAUUACGUUUACUUUCUAUAAUUUCUUUGAUGCUGGUCAUCGCAACCUGUAUCAUUGUAAAUGUCAAAGGAUUUUCGGGAAUUGGUCAAAGCAAUACAAUCUUUCAAUUCAUGAAUCGUAUUGUGAUAGCUAUUGAAGCUUUGGUUUUAAUAUUGUCAGAAAUUGGUUGGCCUAGGAAGAUUUAUAAUUGGUUUCCCAUGUUAGAUGAUUCACAUAGUUGGACCUUCUUUGGGUUCUUACAGAUAAUUGGAAUAAAUAGUACUGAAUUCUUGGGUUAUAGUCUAUUUACAUUCAUAAUAGUUCCUGGAUGGUUUAUAUUUAUAAUUGGAAUAAUAUAUGUAUGUCUUGGAACAUUUGGCGGUGUCAGUUUGAAGCAAAGACGCCAAGUUGGAAUCUCUUCCGAGAAAUCACGUCCUCCAGAUUAUACAGUUUAA